Molecule: messenger RNA, 954 nt
Organism: Lodderomyces beijingensis
Lineage: Eukaryota; Fungi; Ascomycota; Pichiomycetes; Serinales; Debaryomycetaceae
Source: the annotation of a GenBank genome assembly
AUGUCGCUUCAGCAGCAUGAAAUCAAGCUCCACAACGGCGCAAGGGAGUUCACAACCUUGACCAAUCUCACGCAGACAGCAAUAACCCAACAGAAGUUCGACCGUGUGAUUUUCCUCCUCCACGGUUUCCCCGACGUCAACACCACCUUCAACAAAGCAUGGCCCUACCUCGUCGCCCACUACCAAACGCGCAACGAGACGGUCUUACUCCUCGCUCCCAAGUUACGCGGCUACGAACCGUCGAGCGUGGGACCCGAACACGAGUACAUGUUACCUUGUAUCGCUGACGAUGUCAAAUGCUGGAUCCAUGAAGUCAUUCAGGGGGAGGGGGAUAAACCGGUGCAUUUAUUGGGGCAUGAUUGGGGCGCGAUCGUGGCGUUCAAGGUCGCGAACUUGUACCCUGAGCUCGUUGCGUCCAUUGCGUGUUUGGCGAUUCCGUAUUUGGCGAAUUUGCAUGUGUGGGAAUUGGCGUGGUUUGCGCCGGAGCAGAUUUAUAUGAGCUCGUAUUUCUUGACUAUGCAGUACGGGUGGCUCUAUCGUGGGAAGUUGCUCGGCAAUGAUGGUGGUGAUGAUUAUUUGCGUCGUUUGUGGAGGUAUUGGAGUCCCGGGUACGAUGCGAGUCAGGGGGAGAUCAAGGAGAUUCGAGAUGAGUUCAGGAAGGAAGGGGUGGUGGAUGCGGUCACGGCGUAUUAUCGGCACUUGUUCCGGCCCGUGUCGCUUUGGAAGCUGCGUUGGGCCGUGGAUUUCGCCAAAGUGCCAGCGUUGAUCAUGUGCGGCGAAGAUGACGGGUGUAUGUCGAAGCGGAUCUUGCAGUACGAGGAGAAAAAAUUGAAGGCGGAUUAUCCGAGGGCUCAAGUUAAGUUGUUGCCGAAAGCGGGGCAUUUCCUCCAGAGGGAACAGCCUAAGGCUGUUGCUGAGUUGGUGACUGAUUUCUUUGACUCAUUUGCAAAGUAG